UGCGGAGCCCUUAGGGAUACCCCGCAGGGCAGGUUCUCGCUGCUUCAGUAUGGACCAGGGGACCAGCAUGGGGCCUGCUCCUAAACCUCCUUUGCGCUCCCCAUAUUCUGGACCCUGCAUCAGUUACAGCAGCCUUGGGGCUGCUCUAACUUGAACUCUGGCCACUGUGGGCCCUGGGGGGCAGAGAAUAGCCAUGGCGCAGUGCGCUCCGGCCACACCACAGGUCCACCCUCUCUGCCAGGUCUGGGAGAGGGGUGCAUUCAGGACCAUCACCCCAACUCCACCCCAGCUGGGGGAUCCCCAUGCGUGUGGGGAUUCUCAGGCUGUUUCUGCCCCGCUAUGCUGCAAGAGGGGUGCAGAGGGGCCCAGGCGUGACUGAGAAUCACACCCAGUUUCUCAUGAAGACAUCCUCUCCCAUUGCCACCCCCCAAUGCACCUACCUCUCUGGGCACAACGGCGGAGCUAGGGACCGGGGGCUCUCCCCCUGCAACAGGAGGGCAGAGCUCAUUCCAGAAUCGGGUCUCCCCCCAGGAGGAAGGGGCUGUGCCCUCCCCCAUAGGGAGAGACAGCAUGCGCCCCUCCCACCAGAAAAAAACCCUCUCUCCUCUGCCCCCUUUACAUGGCAGGACAAUGCCCUGAUUUCUCUUCGCUGCCCGUGACUCGUGAGAAAGGCGACGGCAGAAAUGCCAUGCAGGAAGUAGCAGGUUCGAUUCUCUCUCGUCCACUCAGUUCCCGGGGCGGGACCGGGGGGGGCCAAACGCAGGCGCCAGACCCUCCAAACAAAUCCGCGGGGCCCAGUUCGGAGGAGUUGCGGCAAGAAGAAAGGAAAAGGCCCAACACGUUUUAUUUUAAAGUGGGGGGGGGGACAAAACCCCAAACCAAAGAACACGACAGGCUCCUUCUCCGUCUCAUCCCGUCCCUCCAUUUCCCCGUCCAAAGUGCCCCAGAUAGCACAUAACAGGCCCAGGAUCUUCCAUCCUACAGGUCCUGUCCAGCCCGGUAAUGCCCACUCCCCAGGCGGGCCCAGCAGGGGUUAUAUAAAGGGCUUCCCUACCCAGAACCCUUUGCGGAGAAGGGAAGUCCCUCCCCUGCGUCUAGGCUACUGACAGUUCAUCUAGCCAAUCAGCUUUCACCCGUUUCGUUUAUAAGGCCUUCCCCUCCAUCCCACCGCUCAGCUUCAAGGGGCAGAGAUGCCAGUGGGAGGAGGCGGCUGGGCCCAGCAGCUCCCCUUCGGCAAAGAACUCUUCCAUCUCCAGCUGCAGGUCCCGCAGGUCCUGGAUCUCCUGGGCGAUGGAGUCCAGGUGCCGGAGAAGCGCCAGCUCCGGCAAUGCAGGGCCUUCGCCCGCCGUCCGUACGGCAGUGCCGCCUCCUGGGACCCUCAAAAGGACGGCAUCCUUCAGCGGCUCUGUAACCGGUACUAUGACAUCGAAUACCUCGUCAACUGGAGCGCGAAGCUUCCCUCCAAAAACCUGCGAAGGAAGAACGCGUACUACCGUUACACCAAGGACCUCUACGGAGACAACGCUGCCACCGCCUUCUUCGUCCUGACCCACAGAGGAAGAGUGAGGUUUCAAGGCCAGGAGACCUGGUUCUGUGUGGACCAGCGCGGAAAGUUCAGCUUCGAUUUCCUGCAGCUCCGAGACGUGCCCGUGGUGGCCAUCGACCUCGCGGGCUCCGUGUUGAACUACGAUGGGGUGGAUAACCUAGUGAAGCUGACGGCGCUGCAAUCCCUGGACCUGAGCCGCUGCCCCCACGUUGACGACUGGACCCUAAGUCGGCUGCAUGUCUUCAAGGACAGCCUGGAGGAGCUCUCGCUGGCUGGGUGCCCCCAGGUCACGGAGCGGGGGCUGGCUUGCCUCCACCAGCUCGAGCACCUGCGACGCCUCGACCUCUCGCACCUGCCCUCGGUGCCCGUCCCGGGGCUGGUCCGCAUCUUGGUGGAGGAGAUGCUGCCCCGGUGCGAGGUGGUGGGGCUGGGCCCCGGGGACGGGCUGGCCCCGGUUUCUGGCGCCCAGACGAGCAGGGACGGAAGAGAGGAGCCCAGCGUCCCCAGCGGGGCCAGGAGAGCUGACGAGAUCCCUGCCUGACGCCCGGCUGCCCUGCCCCUGGCUUUUCCCGAUGCUGAUGGAAGAGGGUGGGAAGAGAUGGGCGCAAGCCGCGCUCCCCUCCGAUCACAGCCCGCAAAGGACCCCAGCAUCGCCGGAGACCUGGGCGGUCCGGGCACCCCGCUUCGCUCACACCUAGGACAGGGCUGGCAAUGGCUGUAGUCAUUAAAGGCCCCUCCCUGUGCUGCUCCCACGUCCUUGUUUGUGGGGAGAGGCCUGAGCGCCAGGAGAAUGUGGGGAUACCAGGAUGGAAGUGGCCGGGAGGCCAGGGCCCUUUGCAGUUCAGCAGGUGAACCCCCGGGCUGGGGUGGUUUGGUUUGGGUGGCGGCGGGGCCGGCCGGGAGCCUGGAACGGCUCCAAGGGACCUGGCAGAAGGGAAGAUUUUUCGCGUUGGGCUGAGAAAGUUCUCGGCGCACAACCGUGCGGAUGUUCCCCACGCCGCAGCGGGCAGGAAACGGCAGAAAGAACCGUAAAACGGCCCCUUCCCCCCCCCCGUUCAGGCCGGCUUCAGGCCGGGGAGAAGCAGGCGGGCAGAGAGCCGGCCGCGCCUUCAUAUUCCUAGUGGGAGGCUGUCGCGCCCGCGUCUCCCCCUCUUCCGCCCGCAGGCCUGGCCCAUCGCGUCCACCACCAGCUCUGACCUCCCCUCCGUGUCCCUCCGGCCGGGUACGGCGCCGGUCCCUGGUGCCCGUCGCCCGGGCAUGUCAUCUCCCGACACGGUGCUGCCGCCAGCCCGGCGCCUGGGGAGAAGUGGCUCUCGCCUGCCCAGUGCCGGGCCGCGUGCCAGCUGCAGCGGGUGCCGAGUGAUGUGUCCAUGUGUCUCUGCCCCCAAGGGAGGCCAUUAGCCGCGGGGAAGCUUCUGUUCCCUGUUAGCUUUUGGCUCGGGCGUCAGCUGCCCGCGAAGCUGCUGGGUGCGGGGUGCCUGGCGCCCGC
Messenger RNA from Mauremys reevesii (Reeves's turtle), 3035 nucleotides. RefSeq names its product distal membrane arm assembly component 2 (gene DMAC2). The transcript is spliced from 6 exons. Lineage: Eukaryota; Metazoa; Chordata; Testudines; Geoemydidae. The record is from RefSeq and is a predicted model, not a curated record. The coding region runs from base 1191 to 2087 and encodes 298 amino acids.